Messenger RNA from Schizophyllum commune H4-8, 1888 nucleotides. RefSeq lists its product as uncharacterized. Lineage: Eukaryota; Fungi; Basidiomycota; Agaricomycetes; Agaricales; Schizophyllaceae. The transcript is spliced from 5 exons. Bases 1 to 1710 code for a protein of 569 amino acids. Gene Ontology annotation, biological process: protein histidyl modification to diphthamide. The record is from RefSeq and is a predicted model, not a curated record. Gene Ontology annotation, molecular function: 2-(3-amino-3-carboxypropyl)histidine synthase activity.
AUGUCUGCAGAGAAGGGCAAACAGAAGGCGGCGGGGAACGCGUCGAGGCCGCGAAAGCGAUUUGUGGGUAGCAAGUCCGCCACGCCCUCAAAGCCCGGCGUCUCGCACGUCGUCAGCAACCAGAUCCCGCCGGAGAUCCUGAACGACGAGGCGCUGAACGCCGCGAUCAAGCUGCUCCCCUCGAACUACUCGCUCGAGAUCCACAAGACGAUACACCAUGUGCGGAAGAACAAGGCGACAAUGGUGGCGCUGCAGAUGCCGGAGGGGCUGCAGAUGUUUGCGUGCACGAUCGCGGAUAUUAUCGAGCAGUUCACCGAUGCCUUGACUGUUAUCAUGGGCGAUGUCACGUAUGGCGCUUGCUGCAUAGACGACUACACUGCCGUUGCGCUGGGCUGCGACAUGCUUGUGCAUUAUGGCCAUAGUUGCUUGGUCCCGAUGGACCAAACGAGUAUUAAGACUCUAUACGUCUUCGUCGAAAUUGCCAUCGACUCCUCCCACCUUCACCAAACCAUACGCCUCAACUUCCCCGACGACCGCGCCGAAUUCUACGACAACCUGCUCAAAUCGGAGGAGUCCAAUCGCGCUAUUCCGGCGGGCAGUAUCAUUGGAAAGACGCGUCACUUACGGAUAGAGGGCCCAGCAGCGUCAACUUCACCGCCCACCAACGCUGAUGUGGCACCGGAGGACUCGUCCCUCAUCUGCCGCCCAGAAAGCCAGCGAGAACCUACGAAGCUUGCUCUUGUCUCGACAAUCCAGUUCGUGUCUGCACUACAGAGACUGAAGGAGGACCUUUCUGCCCCGUACUCUGUGGACGGUUCAUCUUCGACCACCCUUUGGACUGGCACGUACGAUGCAAGUAUACCGCGCGCCAAACCUCUUUCCCCCGGAGAGAUCCUGGGAUGUACAUCUCCUGCUUUGCAAGAUGUGGAUGCUCUUGUCUACCUCGGCGACGGCCGCUUCCACCUUGAGUCCAUUAUGAUCGCCAACCCAUCCGUGCCCGCCUUCCGGUACGACCCCUACUCGAAGAAGCUCACGCGCGAGCGGUACGACCAUGCGGAGAUGCAGCGCAUAAGGGAGGAUGCGGUGCGGACGGCGAGGAAGAGUAUUCCUGUGGGGAGGGCGGGUGAGGGGAGGGCUCUCCAGGAUAAAGCGGCGUCGGGUAUGGAGGCCGCAGAAUCAGCCGCGGGUGUUGAGUCGAGAUCGGGCACACAACCCUACUCGCCUAUAAGCGAUGCGCCGCUGUGGGGUGUUAUUCUGGGUACGCUAGGCAGGCAGGGGAAUUUCAGACAGUUGCAGGCAAUCACACAUCAGCUCUCUGCCUCCCAAAUCCCUAUCCCCUUCAUGCCUAUCCUCCUCUCCGAGCUCUCGCCCGCGAAGCUUGCUUUGUUCAACGCAGACUGCCAGCCCGACGCGAACGCCACCACGAAAUCCCCCACCCCCUUCAUCUCGACCUUCGUACAAACUUCUUGCCCCCGCUUAUCUAUUGACUGGGGCUACGCGUUCGACCGGCCGCUGCUCAGUCCGUAUGAGGCGUGCGUGGCGGUGGGGAAGGCGCAGGGGUGGUUUGAGGAGAGGGAGGAGAGGAGGGUAUUGAAGGAGAGAGAGGAGCAGGGGAAGCUAUACGCGUCGCAGGAGGUCGGGAGGUAUCCGAUGGACUUUUAUGGGGCGGGGACGCCGUGGAGUGUUUCCAGGAAGGAGGCGGCGUUUUGAGAAGACAAAGACUCAUAACUCCCCAGUGCCAACGCUUGUAUCACAACCUGCCACUGUAGCCAUAGCUUACAUGUAACCCUUUUGCUUCGGUUUCCUUGUGCAUCGUUUCUUCACCUCACUUGAUCAACAUGAGCGUUCAACUUUGUACCUCGUGACCGUGGCAAUAUGUGAUACGGAC